Messenger RNA from Culicoides brevitarsis, 2027 nucleotides. RefSeq names its product dihydroorotate dehydrogenase (quinone), mitochondrial (gene Dhod). The coding region runs from base 288 to 1466 and encodes 392 amino acids. Gene Ontology annotation, molecular function: dihydroorotate dehydrogenase activity. The transcript is spliced from 3 exons. Lineage: Eukaryota; Metazoa; Arthropoda; Insecta; Diptera; Ceratopogonidae. Gene Ontology annotation, cellular component: mitochondrial inner membrane; cytoplasm. Gene Ontology annotation, biological process: 'de novo' pyrimidine nucleobase biosynthetic process; pyrimidine ribonucleotide biosynthetic process. The record is from RefSeq and is a predicted model, not a curated record.
AAACAAACCGGUGAUUUUUUCAUCGAAAUUUGUUAAAAAAUUUAAUUUUUUCAUAUUUUUCUAUAAAAAUUUACACAAAAAAUUAGAAUUUAAGUAAAAAGUCUCACAUUAAUUAAUUAAAAUUGAAGAAAAUUAUCGAGACAAGUUCAAAUUUUGAAAUUUCAAGUACAAAUCGGUAACCUUGAAAGGUUGCGAGUUAUGUAUAAAUAUAAAUAAACAAAUAUUCGACCAUUAAAUAGUACAAAAAGUUCAAAAAUUAUCAUUUACAACGCAAAUUUCUAUUAAAAAUGAGUGCUUGGAAAAAGUUCACAACGUACGUCAAAGUCACCGGCGGAGCUGUUUUAAUCUUCUCCGGCAUCAACAUUUAUCGCGGAAAUGAAAAAUUUUACAAUGAUUUUGUCAUGCCGCUCAAUAGUCGACUGCCUCCCGAGUUUUCGCACAAACUUGCCAUCGUCGCUUGCAAAUAUAACGUCUUUCCAAAGCCAAAAUUUGAGGAUAGCGAACGAUUAAAGGUGAAAUUAUUAAAUUUUAACUUGAAAAAUCCGAUUGGAAUUGCUGCGGGAUUCGAUAAACAAGCGGAAGUUCCGGAUAAAUUGCUGGAUUUGGGAUUUGGAUUCGUGGAAAUUGGUUCUGUGACGCCCUUACCGCAACCGGGCAACGAUAAACCACGAGUGUUUCGCUUGAACGAAGAUAAGGCAAUCAUAAAUCGUUACGGGUUCAAUAGUGACGGGCAUGACGUCGUUUUCGAGCGAAUGAAGGACAUUCGUGCGAAAAAUGACCUUCAAGGACUAAUUGGCGUCAAUUUAGGCAAGAAUAAAACGAGCGAAGAUCCCGUUGAGGACUAUGUGAAAGGCGUUAAGAAGUUUGCUGGGGUCGCCGAUUAUCUCGUAGUGAAUGUCAGUAGUCCAAAUACGCCGGGAUUGCGUGAUAUGCAACACAAAGACAUCUUAUAUAAUCUCCUGAAAGCCACAAUUGCUGCUCGAAACGAACUUAAACUACCGAAUUCGCCUCCGAUCUUUCUGAAAUUGGCUCCAGAUCUCACAAAACAGGAACUUAAAGAAGUCACAGACACAAUUAAACGCAAAGAAUGCAAAAUAGACGGAUUAAUAAUCUCAAAUACGACAAUUUCGCGCGAUCCAGAACUCAAAAGUGAUGAAACCAAAGAAACGGGAGGCUUGAGCGGUGCUCCUUUAAUGAAAAAGUCCACAAAAAUGAUUGCUGAAGUGUAUAAAAUGACGGGAGGUAAAGUUCCAAUUAUCGGAGUUGGCGGAGUGUUCGAUGGAAAAGAUGCUUAUGAGAAAAUUGCAGCAGGAGCAACCACUGUGCAACUUUAUACGGCAUUUGCGUACCAUGGACCAUUUGUAAUUCCGAAAAUUAAGAAGGAGUUGCAAGAAAUUUUGGAACAAAAAGGGUACAAAACAGUUAAUGAUGCUGUUGGAAAGGAAGCUGACAGGUUUUUGUCCUGAAAAAAAUAUUUUUUUGAAUGUUUUUCAUUAGUUUAAGCUAAAAGUUUGUUAAAAAUUUCAUUAAUUUCGAAUUUUCGAAAAUUUGUAUUUAAUUUCGAAUAUUCGAAAAUUUAUUUUUGUGACUUAAAUUUUUUGAUGAUUUGCCUUUGAAUCAUUUUUUGAACAUUUUUCAUAAAUUUAAGAAGAAUUUAAGUUGAAAUGUUGUUAAAAAUUUAAUUUAUUAAAAUUUUUCGAAAGUUUUCUUUCAAUAUAGAAUUUUCGAAAAAAAUUUAAAUCUUCGAAAACUUGUCUUCGAAUCAAUUUUUCAUAAAAAAAGAUUUUUUCAAAUAUUUUUUUUUAUUUUAAGUUGAGUUUAAUUAAAAGAAAUAUCAAAACUUUGAAUAAUUUCGAAUUUUCGAAAAUUUGUUUUCGAUUUCGAAGAUUUUCAAUUUCGAAAAUUUGUCGAAAUUUGUACUAAAAUAUUUUUGUUUUGAACAUUAUUCAUUAGUUUUCUAUCAAAAAAAAUUAAUUUUUAUAUUUAAAUUCACAAAUUAUUAAAAUUUUCGAAAAUUUUCUUUAAUC